Messenger RNA from Opisthorchis viverrini, 267 nucleotides. RefSeq lists its product as hypothetical. The transcript is spliced from 2 exons. The coding region runs from base 1 to 267 and encodes 88 amino acids. Lineage: Eukaryota; Metazoa; Platyhelminthes; Trematoda; Opisthorchiida; Opisthorchiidae. The record is from RefSeq and is a predicted model, not a curated record.
AUGCCAACUGAAGGAAGCACGAGGGCUGACAUAAUGCCAUGGUACCCAAGCCUAGACAAGAAAGGUCGAGAAGCAGAGGUCGGGUUCGAACCAAGGACCUUCCAGUCAGUAAAUUCGAGCCAUCUCGCCCCCUAUCUAUCUUCUGAGGUACCAGUAAUGACAAUCAAUAUACUAUUGUCAGCGGAUUCAAAGCCUUCGGCGGAAGGAUCCGUAAGAGCUGCAACCAAAACAUCGUUCAGCUGUAGCAUCCUUUCGAUGCCUAACUGA